AGUGUUAUUCUGAAUGUUAAGCAGUGCACAAGUCGAUCUCGAUUGAUAAGCGACGCAUACCAUGCAGAUCUACGUGUGGACUUGCGCACUGCUACUAGCGUGCGUUAGUGCGAACAACUCUGACACGCAGUAUGUGAAGUCGGUUAAAGGCGGCUUUGGAGGAAAAGGCUACCAGUAUUAUGCUGGUGAAAAUUUUGCCAAAUAUUUUGGCAACCAUACUCAGCAAAGCUAUGAUCUGAGGCAGAACAUGGGUGAAACUGUUACCAACGAAGUCGGCGUGUGUUACAUCGAAGUACCGACAGCAAGUCUGGUAAGAGAUCAAGCCCACAUUCCAGCCGGGAACGGGUCACGGCCUGACCUCAGUCGCAUCAGAGCUUGCUGUAAAGGAUACAUCAGAAACAUACAUAACUACAGGAUCUGUGAUCCUGUAUGUUCACAAGAAUGCGUCAAUGCUCUGUGCUCGGCACCAGAAACGUGUACCUGCUUCCCCGAUCACGUGAAAAAUCUAGCGGGAUUCUGCGUGCCGACCUGUCCAAUUGGCUGCCAAAAUGGUCACUGUGCUGGUGGGGAAUGUCUCUGCAAAGAAGGCUAUAGACUGGAUUCAGAGAGCAAAUACUGCUUGCCAAGCUGCAGAGAGAAUUGUGGCGGUAUCGGAAACUGUACUGCACCCAACACCUGCGAAUGCAGGAACGGCUAUAAAUCAACUCCAGAGGGUUCCUGCAAGCCAGUCUGUGACCGAUGCAUAAACGGUGACUGUGUUGCUCCAAACGAGUGCCGUUGUCGCCAAGGUUACGACAAUAACAGGGGAGAAUGUGUACCGCAUUGCAGUCAAGGAUGCGCACCAAAUGGUCGCUGUGUCGCUCCCAACGUUUGUGAGUUCCCUUCAACUACUACCACAUCAACAAUCCGUCCUUCAGUUGGCCUGCCAAACCAACCAGGUCAAUACCCAUAUCAACCCGGCCAAUAUCCCAACCAGUACGAUCACUCUAAGUUUCAACCUGGUCAGUCUCCCUACCAGCCAGGCCAACAUCCGAAUCAGCAAGGUCAACCGCAAUAUCUACCUGGUCAAUAUCCAAACCAACCUGGCCAAUAUCCCAACCAGCCCGACCAAUCUAAGUACCAACCUGGUCAGUCUUCUUAUCAACAAGGUCACCAUCAAAAUCAGCCAGGUCAACCACAAAAUCAGCAUGGUCAAUAUCCAAACCAACAGGGGCAGUAUCCAAACCAGCCGGGGCAGUAUUCUAACCAACCAGGGCAGUAUCCAAACCAGCCGGGGCAGUAUUCUAACCAACCAGGUCAACAUCCGAACCAACCAAACCAAUCACAGAAUCAGCCUGGCCAAUACCCUUACCAGCCUGGACAGUCACCGAAUCAAAAUAUGUAUCAACCCGGUCAAGACCACCAACCUGGAUAUCCAUUGUACUCAGGAAGUCAACACAUCUAUCCUGAUGGCGACGUGCAAGUUCAGUGCACUGUGACCUGCAUCAAUGGUUUUUGUGUUGAAGGGAAUAAAUGUGCUUGCAACCAUGGAUAUGUUAUGGACAAGGAGGAUCCUUCUGGUACCAGGUGCUUACCAAACUGUCCUGGUGGAUGUCCCAACGGCACCUGCUCGGCUCCUAACUUCUGUAUUUGCAAUAUGGGCUACUUUAAAGACCACAGCGUUAAGGGUAAAGCUGUUUGCGUCAAACGCAACCGCAGGUCUAUCGAUAUUGACCAGGAGGAGCCGGUGGAUGUCGCCAAAUUACUUGUUUUUAAAUUACCAGAGUAUUGAAGAUAAAUUUAUUUUCUUUAGAUUGUUGUCCUCAUUAGCUUAAAGUGCAGCAAUAUUAUACCUUUAUUAAAUUUUUAAAGUA
Parnassius mnemosyne (clouded apollo) is the source of this 1853-nucleotide messenger RNA. The record is from the annotation of a GenBank genome assembly. NCBI's taxonomy places the organism in Eukaryota, Metazoa, Arthropoda, Insecta, Lepidoptera, Papilionidae.